GUCAGAGACGAGCCCACUGCAGAGCUAAGUGACUCAGAGUAACAGUCCUUCCGCAUGAGUCUAGGGUCUCAUGACAUCGGCAUACGAGUGUUCACCGUGUAUCGUCGACUUUGACGUCACUCUGACUGGCGACUGCCCAGUGACUGCUAACAUGACCCUCCUUUGACCUUGGGCUCAAAGGAUCAACCAGAGUUCAUGUAAAGUAGCAGUAUUGAGAGACAACGACGUCAUGGAAGGGGGAGGAUGGAAGCGUUCAGAGGAUGGCAGAGAGAUACUUGAACCGGGGUGUAUUCAGUCGUCUUCCUCAAAUCUCUUCUCUAUACCCUCCAACUCGGCACUCACGACUUGAUCACCUCACGACAUUACGGCCAUUCACGACUUAACGAUAUUCACCGAUCAAACAUCGAGACAAUGGCCGCCACCACAACCACGACUUACAGAACCAGGCGCUCUCCUAUGACGCUGAGCAUCGCUGCGUUCUUGACACUGCUGAGUGCUCAUGAGGCCAUGCAUUUGAGCUUCGUUUGGAUUGAUCCUCUAAAUUUCCCCUUCCCCCGCUUCAGCUCGCCUCGCUUUUCUUCUGGCUCGCCGCGUUCGGGGUCCCUUUCAUCGAUAGUAUCUACUACGUCCGUUGGAACUCUGAACCACUUCGGGUCGAGUUUGGCAAUUUCGGAUGGGAAUCCGCCAAUGGCGGUCACUACCAGGGCGUCGGGUACUCGUUCCACCCUUGAAUCAUUGACGAUGAUCGACUGACUGGGUCGCUUAUCCUUGUCGCCUUCACGGCCGCAUUUGGAUCUCUGGCAUUCUUGUCGCUCUUACACAGCAUCUCUGACUUGAGGUCCGGCGCUUGUUCCUUCUUCCUCACUCUCUUCACUGCUUUCCUGUCCACGCUCUCUUUCCUCCUUGUGGUCAUUUGCUUCGGUGUGGCGCACCACAGACUCUCAGACGACGAUCUUAGCCCACACUAUGGACCUGCUCUUCCUCUCGUCAUUGUCGGAUGGCUCAUGUUCCUCGCUGCUAUUCCUUGUGUCAUUAUCGGUUGGUUGAGAGAGCGACACUACAGGCACGAGAUGACUACUACGACGACGACGACCCGACGGAGGUGGUCUUGAGAGCGCCGG
This is a messenger RNA of Kockovaella imperatae, 1121 nucleotides long. RefSeq lists its product as hypothetical. The record is from RefSeq and is a predicted model, not a curated record. Lineage: Eukaryota; Fungi; Basidiomycota; Tremellomycetes; Tremellales; Cuniculitremaceae. The transcript has 5 exons. The coding region runs from base 412 to 753 and encodes 113 amino acids.